This is a messenger RNA of Cololabis saira (Pacific saury), 1442 nucleotides long. RefSeq names its product coiled-coil domain-containing protein 134-like. The coding region runs from base 287 to 976 and encodes 229 amino acids. The transcript has 7 exons. The record is from RefSeq and is a predicted model, not a curated record. Lineage: Eukaryota; Metazoa; Chordata; Actinopteri; Beloniformes; Belonidae.
GUCCAAGACAAACCAGCCGGUGCGAUCGUGGCGCUGGUGGAGUGGAGCAGCGAGAGCCGCAUGUAAAUGAACCUCUCUGCUGCUUUCACCUGAGGAUCUUCCGGGGGCUGCAUCGACUGUCCCGCGUUGCCAGUCGGAGAGCCCACUUUUCCAGCAGAUCCAGCAGGAAUACAGCGCGGUUAAAGCGGCUCUACUCCCGAGCAAACGCUUCCCGCUAAUCGCUGCCCUUUUGGCGCUGCCGUCUCUCGCCACGGCGCGAGGAGUGUUCUGCCACCCCCUGCUGACCAUGUGGAGUGUAGGCUCCGUGUUCCUGGCCCUCGCCGCCGCCGCCCUCGGCUCCGCGGACCCCGACACACACCGACCACGACACGACUCCAACCUGGAGAUCUACAAGCGGCUCUUUGAGACGAAGAGGAAAGAUCAGCUGAACGCACUGAAGAAUCUGGUGGAGCUGAACGACAUCAACCAGCAGUACAAGAUCAUAGACAUCAUGCUCAAAGGGCUUUUCAAGGUGCUGGAGGACUCGAGACAGAUCCUGGUGGCGUCCAACAUGCGGCCCGAUGACCCCUUCCCCCUGGAUGACAAGAUCAAAGAAGCCUAUUCCCAUGUAGUAGAGAACACUGCAUUCUUCGGUGACGUGGCGCUGCGUUUCCCACGUAUUGUGCACCACUACUACGACCGCAACGCCGACUGGGGUGGGCUGCUGCGCUGGGGGCUGCACUUCUGCAACCAGACGGGGGUUUUCACCGGAGGAUCUCACCAACACGUCCUCACGCUUAUGUCACAGGAGCUGGGAAUCACAGAGAAGACUCCAGACUUUACAAACCCCUAUCGGACAGAGAGGGAUGAUGUUCUUCACACCGCCGAAGCGUUCCAGAAGAUCCUGAGAGAGGAGGAGAAGAGGAGGAGGAAGGAAGAGAAGAGGAAAGAAAUCAGGAAAGGCCCUCGCAUGUCUCGCUCUCGCAAUGAGCUAUAGCGCUACACCUCGGUGCUUGUGGGGAGCAGAGAACAGGAGUCAAAGAAGAGGGAGUGUAUACACAGUCCACUAGGAGUGGCUUGACUUGUAUACUGUGGCGGCAGUGAAGACAACCACACUCGUCAUCACUUGUACAGCAGCCAGGUGCUCGGGGGAAAAACAAGACCCAAACCCUCAGUGUAAGAAAAAAGUAAAACUGAAGAGAAGGUUAGUCAGGUUCUGACAAAGGCUUGAAUCACUGUCCUCAGCAGUCAUUUAUAAUCGGGGAAUCUAAUUUUGAGUAACGGGAGGGGGUGGGCGGAGAAAAGGGAAAACUCGUUUUUGAACAUGUGAAGAUUAUAUAAGUGAAUUUUGGAAUAUUAUUCAUUAGCAGUGGCAUCAACAGGUUACUUCAAACUUUGCGAACCCCCAGUGUAUUGUGUCUGGUCUAGAAUUAAUGUGUAUUAAACCCAUAUGCUUUAAAUAA